CGCAGCAAGCUGGCCUGAUCAGUCGUUGGUGUUGUGUGAUCCGAAGAAGUCUUUCGCGAAAUUCGAGAUCAAUCCAAGACGUACCAUCGACCAAGUUUUACUCGUAGAUACUUACUCGUAGAUACUUAUCUCCAAGAACGAAGAAAUCGAAAGCGUGGAGUAUCUUACGCGAGUUUCAUUAAAUCUAUCCGGUUUCAAGUGAUAUUUGUUCAAUAAUUAGCAGAGAUUAGUGGGUAUUUUCGGAGAUAGUUGGUGAUUAGCGCUCGAUUAUCCAAGAUGUGCACCGAAGGUGUACAACAGCGGAAAAACCGUGCACUCGUUAUUGGAUUACUUUUCACAGUAAUUAGUCUGUUCGCCACCGCUCAUGGUCAAAAGGACGACGGCGAAUUUGAAUGUCCCUCAGCAGUUGGUAAUGGAAACUAUGCCGAUCCAAAAACAUGUCGUCGCUUUUACCAAUGUGUGGAUGGUUACCCAUAUAUAAAUCGAUGUCCCUCUGGAUUAUACUUUGACGACAUCAGCAAGUUUUGUACAUUCAAGGCAGAAGCUAGAUGUGGACCGAUAGCAGCCACUGCGGCUCCCGUCACUGAUGCUCCACAGGACCUCGCUCUGAAAUGUGAUACAUCGAAAUGUGAACUGCCGUAUUGCUUCUGUUCAAAAGAUGCGACUGUAGUGCCUGGAGGACUUGAUCCAGAAGAUAUUCCACAAAUUGUGAUGCUGACAUUCGAUGGAGCCGUGAAUCUAAAUAAUUAUGACCAUUACAAGAAGGUAUUCAAUGGAAAGAGGAAAAAUCCAAAUGGAUGCGCCAUUAAGGGGACCUUCUUUAUCUCACAUGAGUACAGCAACUACCAGCAAAUCCAAACACUGGCUUUCGAAGGACAUGAAAUCGCCACAGAAACAAUAUCACUCCAGACUGGACUACAAGAUAAAGGAUACGAAGAGUGGGUUGGCGAAAUGAUUGGCAUGCGGGAGAUUUUAAAGCACUUCUCCAAUAUUUCAAGCAGUGAAGUCGUGGGCAUGAGAGCACCUUUCCUGAAACCAGGACGUAAUACCCAGUACAAGGUUAUCGAAGACUUCGGAUACAUUUAUGAUAGUUCUGUAACGGUUCCACCAGUAAAUGUUCCCGUUUGGCCAUACACUCUCGACUAUAAAAUCUCGCAUGAAUGCAAGAGCGGAACAUGUCCGACAAGACGUUUCCCGGGUGUCUGGGAAGUUCCACUGAAUGCACAUUACAUCGAAGGAUACGAGGGCGGACAUUGUCCGUAUUUGGAUCAAUGCGUUCUACACAAUUUAGAUUCCGAGGAAGUUUUAGAGUGGCUACAGGAGGACUUUGCGCGACACUACGAACAAAAUAAGGCUCCAUAUAUGAUGCCAUUCCACACUAAUUGGUUCCAAAUCAAGGAGUUGGAGCAAGGACUUCAUAAGUUCCUUGAUUGGAUGUUGACGUUACCUGACGUCUACGUCGUAACGGUCACCCAGGCACUAGGCUGGAUGACGGAUCCACACGAGACCCGAAAUGUUAACAAUCUGGAUGCGUGGGAUUGCAAGAAACAAGUGCCAUCCACAUCAAAACCAUGCUCCAAUAGUAUAUCAUGUGCACUUGCCUUCAAGGUUCCUGAAGCCAACAUCACGGAUACACGUUACAUGGAAACUUGUGCUGAAUGUCCUAAUCAGUAUCCAUGGCUGGGCGAUGCCGAAGGAACAGGCAUUUCCGGCCGGGACAAUUACAUUUAUUCCGGAUCGCCCUCCGGACAACAACAACAAGAUCCACCGGAAAGUGAAGAAUAAAGUCAACGUGUCCGGGAUGCUGUCGGUCGGCCAACGGACAAUGUGUCCGAAGCCGGUCGGCAUCCUGACAGGCACAAGUAGCUCCUUUACACCGUGUUGAAAAUUUUCACGCAAAAAGGACAUUUGUGCCGGGAUAUGUUUUCUUUGUUGCUCAUAUUGUUGUUGUUGUGAGUUCUAGAGGCGACGAUGCGUAAAUUGAUUCAAUUUUAUUAUUAUAUUUUUCUUUUGUAAAUUAAAAAUGUCUGCCAAUGUGAAAACAUGUGAAUGUCAGUAGAUUCCAUUUUUCCUUUCCUUUGAAUAUUGAAUUUUUGAUUUUUUUUUAAAUUUAGUUAUGUAUAUUUCCUGCUCAAAAUCUUUUUGUACGAUUGCACACAGACUAGUGUAAGAUAAAAUAUUAGAAAUAAAUUUAUAGUAAAAUA
Messenger RNA from Hermetia illucens (black soldier fly), 2204 nucleotides. RefSeq names its product chitin deacetylase 1 (gene Cda4). Gene Ontology annotation, molecular function: chitin binding. Gene Ontology annotation, cellular component: extracellular region. The record is from RefSeq and is a predicted model, not a curated record. The transcript is spliced from 8 exons. NCBI's taxonomy places the organism in Eukaryota, Metazoa, Arthropoda, Insecta, Diptera, Stratiomyidae. Gene Ontology annotation, biological process: carbohydrate metabolic process. The coding region runs from base 277 to 1785 and encodes 502 amino acids.